Salvelinus fontinalis (brook trout) is the source of this 3554-nucleotide messenger RNA. Its product is annotated as kinesin-like protein KIF23. The transcript has 23 exons. NCBI's taxonomy places the organism in Eukaryota, Metazoa, Chordata, Actinopteri, Salmoniformes, Salmonidae. Gene Ontology annotation, cellular component: kinesin complex; nucleus; microtubule. Gene Ontology annotation, biological process: microtubule-based movement. The record is from RefSeq and is a predicted model, not a curated record. Gene Ontology annotation, molecular function: ATP binding; microtubule binding; microtubule motor activity. Bases 116 to 3007 code for a protein of 963 amino acids.
UUUUACUGGCGCAAAACCACCAACACCUACGUGAUGUCACACGAGAGGGAAUUUUCAAAAACUGAAGAAGCUCACCGAACUUAAGGGGAAAGAUAAACAAAGGCAACAUAAAAAAAUGCAAAGACCUGUAAAGGGCAAAACUCCACGGAGGCCAGCCCUGAAGAAAACUUCCCACUCACAAAAAGACCCAGUUGGUGUAUACUGCCGUAUCCGCCCUUUAGGAGCUACAGAUGAGGAGUGUUGUAUUGAAAUGAUCAGCAGCACCACCAUUCAGCUGCAUGCUCCUGAUGGCAUCAAAGCCAACCGCAAUGGGGAAUACAAAGAGACUCAGUACUCCUUCAAAAAAGUGUUUGGGAUCCAAACCUCCCAAAUAGAGUUGUUUGAGGAUGUUGCCAAACCACUUGUGGAUGACCUCAUUCACUGCAAGAAUGGAUUGCUUUUCACUUAUGGCGUCACAGGCAGUGGAAAGACGUUUACCAUGACGGGCUCUCCAGGAGAAGGAGGUCUCCUCCCCCGCUCUCUGGACAUGCUGUUCAACAGCAUCGGUCCAUUACAGGCCAAGAGAUUUGUGUUUAGGACAGACGACAAGAAUGGCAUGGAGAUCCAAGGUCAGGUGGACGCUCUCCUGGAGAGACAGAAGAGAGAAUCAAAUCAACAGUCCACAGUGCCCAAAACACCGUCCUCAAAGCAAAAACCUGACCCAGAGUUCGCAGACAUGAUCAGUCCAGAGGAGGCUUGCAAAUGUGAGGGAGUUGACGAGGACAGCUGUUACAGUGUGUUUGUGUCCUACAUAGAAAUAUACAAUAACUACAUCUACGAUCUGCUGGAAGAAGCUCCAAUAGACCCCAUACGACACAAACCGCCUCAAUCAAAGAUUUUACGUGAGGACCAGAACCACAACAUGUAUGUGUCAGGAUGCACAGAGGUCGAGGUGAAGUCCACAGAGGAAGCCUUCGAAGUGUUUUGGCGGGGUCAAAAGAAAAGGAGGAUUGCCGAUACUCAGCUGAACCGCGAGUCCAGUCGCUCUCACAGUGUGUUUAUUGUCAAACUGGCACAAGCUCCGCUGGACGCAGAUGGAGACCACAUUCUACAGGACAAGAACCAGGUGACUGUUAGCCAGCUGUGUCUGGUGGACCUGGCAGGGAGUGAACGCACCAGCAGGACUAAAGCAGAGGGCAGCCGCCUCCGGGAAGCAGGCAACAUCAACCAGUCCCUGAUGACGUUACGCACCUGUAUAGAAGUCCUCAGAGAGAACCAGAUGUGUGGAACAAACCGGAUGGUUCCUUACAGAGACUCUAAAGUGACUCAUCUCUUCAAGAACUAUUUUGACGGUGAAGGGAAAGUCCGCAUGGUUGUGUGUGUCAACCCUAAAGCCGACGACUAUGAAGAAACCAUGUUGGUCAUGCGCUUUGCGGAGUUGACCCAGGAGGUUGAGGUGGCGCGGCCGGUGGACAGGCCCAUCUGCAGCCUGGCGGCGGGGCGGAGACACCGGAACCAGGCCUUCAGAGACGAGUUGUCACGACGCCAGGAGGAGCACCCUGGGGGACCCAGCAACACCGAGGAUGGCUCGGUGCUGAACCAGCUCCUGGACAGCCUCCCGGCCCUGCCUGCCUGUGAGUUGGUGGAUCCCACCGAUGAGCAGAUCCUGCCCCGCCUCAUAGAGGUGCUGGAGAAGAGGCACCGCAUCCGCCAGAUGAUCACUGAGCAGUACACCAGAACUGCCAACACGCUGAAAUCGAUGCUCCAGGAGUUUGAUGGCCACCUGAUGGCCAAGGAGAACUUCAUCCAUGAACAGCGGGGUAAACUAGGGGAGAAGGACAAGAUCAUGUUCAACCAGAAGAAUGAGAUGGAUCGGCUGGAGAAGAAAUCCAAGAUGCUGGAAUACAAGAUUGACAUUCUUCAGAAGACCACCAAUAUCUAUGAGGGGGACAAGCGGUCGCUGCAGCAGGAGCUGGAGAGCCGUGAGCAGAGGCUGCAGCGGGAGCUGUCGGAGAGGAAGCGCAUGGAGGCACGCAUGCAGGGCAUGGUGUCUGACACCAAACACCAGUGGGAGAAGGAGUGUGAGCGUCGUGUGAACGCCAAGCAGCUAGAGAUGCAGAACAAGCUGUGGGUGAAGGAUGAGAAGCUGAAGCAGCUGAAGGCCAUCGUAUCAGAGAGCAACAGCAGCGCCACCUCAGAGCAGCAGCGUCCCCCACCACCCCCAGACAAGCCCCAGAGGAACUCCCGGGAGAAGGACCAGCCUCGCGCCCCUGAGAAGAGAUCUCGCUCGCCACUGCCCGUCAGCACAGCUCAGUGCCAUCUCCUCCCACCCUCCUCCUCCGCUGGUAGUCUCUCAGUAGCCUCCGUCAUCUCUGAGUGGGAGCAGAGGUUCCCCAUAGGUAGGGACCCCCCCGGGACACCCGGAGCGUACGAAAGAACGACCCCAUACGGAAGCAGCAGUGUGGGCCGCAGGAGAGGCCAGCGAUGGGCCCCUGAGACAGAGGCCCCGGGCCCCAGCCACACGUUCGGGCUAGACCUAGAGUCAAGCUCAAGGACCACGGGGACACCGAUUCGCCCGCACCACAGACGCUCACACUCAGCGGGUGGGGAGCGAUGGGUAGAUCACAAACCACUCUCUAAUUUGGAUUUAGACAUGGUCAUGCAGCCAAUCAUACCCAAUGCAAUCAAGGUGUCAGCGGCCAGCGAGAAAGCUCUGUCUAAAUGCCACAAGUAUGUUCUCACGCAUCAGGAGCUUGCCUCCGAUGGGGAGAUUCAGACCAAACUGAUCAAGGGAGACGUGUUCAGAACGAGAGGUGGAGGACAAGCCGUGCAGUUCACAGACAUCGAAACGCUUAGACAGGAAUGCCCAACUGCUUCAAGUCGUAAGAGGAGGUCAUCGGGAGACGGACCAGGACAACAUGAUGGGAACAAGAUGGACUGGAACGACAGAGAGAACAGGCAGGCACCAGUGGCAAGCACAAGCUCAGGUCUUGGUCUCCAGAAUAGCUAUCAGAAACGCAGGAAGUAGCAACUGGACAGAUCAUCUUUUUCUAUGUUGGAAUCGUCUUGUGCAUUGGACUAGUGAACUAACCAUCACUUUAAACUAGGCAUCUUUUUUAAAAGUCAAGCUUUUUAUAUAACUGUUUUUCUAGACAAGUGAUGAUCAGGACCUGAGUGGUAUCUAAUCAUGACCGUAGCUUCAAAGGGACAUUUUCAAUUAGAUUUGUAUUAGAUGAUUUAGAGAUAAGAGAACUACAAGUUAUCACAUUGUAUAGCGUGUCAUUGUAUAGCUGACCACCUUCACCUAUGAUACUUUCCUUCCUUUUCAAACCCAAACACUAUUUAGAUGUAACUUCUUUUCUCUGUUUCAAGGUACUUGUUUUUGUUGUUGUUUAGACCUAUAUUCACACACACAAUCUGCAGAGAAUCAAUGGUUGAAAGCUGCUAGUGCAACGACCCCAAUGAUAUACUUUGCUAAAGCUGCCGGUCAGUCUCUGUCUGACUGCAAAUACAUGCGUUUUUGGAGGAAUGUACUAUUUAAAAACUGAAAAAAAUAAAUCAAGAAAUGAGUCUUA